Molecule: messenger RNA, 820 nt
Organism: Aspergillus uvarum CBS 121591
Lineage: Eukaryota; Fungi; Ascomycota; Eurotiomycetes; Eurotiales; Aspergillaceae
Product: putative DRAP deaminase
Exons: 1
Coding region: 36-641 (201 amino acids)
Molecular function (GO): catalytic activity
Source: RefSeq, a predicted model, not a curated record
CAAUAUCCUGUUGAAGCAGUCAAACUAUUUCCACCAUGAUUCUCUCUUUAUAUCCCGAGCCCGCGAGCAUGAGUACGCUUGUGGAGCCCUGUCCGCAUCUGACAUAUCUCCACCACUGUCUUAACCUGGCCAAGCUGUCACCGCCGCGCCCCGCCCUCUUCCGGGCCGGAGCAGUUCUGGUUUCGCGAAAACUCGUCCGGGGAACCGACAACGAGCUGUACAACGACGACCGACUUCUUUCGUCAGGUCAUACGAUGGAGCUGGUGAAGAGACCCCAUGCGGAGCAAGCCUGUCUUUCCAACUACGCUGCCGUCCACGGAGUGCCAGACAAUGAAGUCGGGGACGUCCUACCCUCCGAGCCGGAUCGGUCCUUGAUCAUGUACAUGAGUUUUGAGCCUUGCGUGGAGCACGAGGGAAGUGACAUGUCCUGCGUGCGGAAAAUCAUUGAAACGAGAAAGGGGGGUCGAAAAGGCAUUGAGAAGGUUUAUUUCGGCUCGCUGUCGCCGUGCUCGAAAAGCAAUAAGUCAUCGGCACGUCAGAUGCUCGGAGAGGCUGGCAUUGAGUGGCAACUGGUCGAGGGGCUGGAACAAGAGAUACUUUCGGUUGCAAGGGAAGGGUGUGUGAAUCAAGGAAAGUUUUGAAAGUUUUGAGGUUGCGGUCUCUUGUUACUCAGCCGUACAUUGGAGAUGACUCUAGAGAUAUGCCUCUUUGUUUGUAUUGUUUGUGUGAUAGAUGUAUCCAGUUAGUCGGUCACAUGAUAUAUUAGUCAGUCGGCUGUCUGGAUAAGUUCUAUCCCGGACCCACGAACGGGUUCUUCAAU